AUGGCUUUCAAUGUAACGUCUAAUACUACCCUGAAUCAGGAGGUAACCGGCAGUACGGUAACAUGGGAUGUUGUUGACGCUUCACUUAUCGCUUUCGGUGUUAUUGGUAUUCUGGGUAACGCGACUGUGUGUCUGGUGUUUCUUGGUCUCCGCCGUCUGCGUAAGAUUGUCACGAAUUACUUUAUCAUCAGCUUGGCAAUGGCUGAUCUUAUGGCUUCUCUCACCCUAGUUUCACAACGUGCACUACUGAUGCUACCAGUACCACCCGGGGUUGGCGGAAUAUUGUUUUGCAAAUUUAUUUAUUCCGAGGUUUUCUUUUGGAUCAGCGUUGCGGCCUCAACAUUCAACCUAGUCGGUGUCACACUCGAGCGUUACCUUGCUAUCGUAUACCCCUUUCGCUAUCAAGCCUAUUUCUCCGCAGAAAAAGCAAUUAUUAUCAUUGUUUUGUCCUGGUCUUUCUCACUAUGUCUACAAAUAUUUUCCUUCGUUAUAUAUGAUUACGACGGUGAGUACUGUACGAUAUACUGGUCCACUGCAACGGGAGCAGCAGUCAAUUGUCUCGUAUGGUUCAUGUGCACCUACAUCGCACCUUUGUGUUUCAUGACGUACGCAUAUCUACGCAUUAUCUCGUCCCUGAAACGCGACACCUCAAACCUGCAACGUUCCACUGACGUUAACAAGGAACGUGACUUAGAAAUGCUUGUAGCGCGGCGGAGAGUCAUCAAAAUGCUUUGUAUUGUUGUGGUCACGUUCUUCGUGUGCUGGACGCCGAGUCAGAUCAUGUUCCUGGCCAGUUUCGGAUUUGGCGCACCCAUAUACCAAGAGGACGCUGUCUACAGAGUGUUCACUGUUCUAGCAUUCAGCAACUCAUGCAUCAAUCCAUUCAUAUAUGCAUUGAGGAACCGUCAAUUUCGCGAUGGAUUUUUAGUAUUAUUUUGUCGAAAAGACAACAAGGUCAGUCCGUUCAAUAGCACACACGCCCACCAUAGUUCUAAUGAUUGA
Molecule: messenger RNA, 1002 nt
Organism: Saccoglossus kowalevskii
Lineage: Eukaryota; Metazoa; Hemichordata; Enteropneusta; Harrimaniidae
Product: galanin receptor 2a-like
Biological process (GO): G protein-coupled receptor signaling pathway
Cellular component (GO): membrane
Molecular function (GO): G protein-coupled receptor activity
Source: RefSeq, a predicted model, not a curated record